GCGAUUGCAGCCGAUUCCCCGCUCCGCGCUCGCGACUCUGGCACAUCACUCAUUUAGUGUUGUUUUGGUCUUGACCUAUCCUACUUACAAGCUCAUUUCUCUCAAACAAGAAAAUGGAAACAGCUAAUCAGAUUGUGUCACUUGGGACAUUCCAAUUGCUUAAAUUACCUUUGGGAUUUAUCCGCGUUCUGGAAUGGCUUUUUGCCAUCUUUGCAUUUGCAACAUGUGGAGGCUACUCUGGGCAACUGCGGGUUAGUGUGGACUGCAUCAACAAGUCCGACAGCAACCUCAGUAUUGGCAUCGACUUCGCUUACCCAUUCAGGUUGAACCGGGUGGAUUUUGACGUACCGAUGUGUGAGGGAAGGAGGCAAGAGCGGCUAUACCUGAUUGGAGACUUUUCCUCCUCUGCCGAGUUCUUCGUCACCAUCGCUGUGUUUUCAUUUCUGUACUCCCUGAUGGCCACUGUGGUCUACAUCUUUUUCCAGAACAAGUACCGCGAAAACAACCGUGGACCUCUCAUUGACUUCAUAGUGACGGUGGUGUUCUCAUUCAUGUGGCUGGUGAGCUCCUCUGCCUGGGCAAAAGGUCUUUCAGAUGUAAAGGCGGCAACUGAUCCAGAUGAGGUGGUUCUGCUCAUGUCUGCAUGUAAGGUGCAGACCAACAAGUGCAGCUCAGUUUAUGGACCCAGAUGGUCUGGCCUGAAUACAUCUGUGGUAUUCGGUUAUUUGAACUUCGUGCUUUGGGCUGGAAACAUCUGGUUUGUGUUUAAAGAGACUGGAUGGCACAAGGGAGGUGCAGUAAGAUACCCUGCCUCAUCCUCAGAAAAACAAGCCACGGCCUUCAACCAACAGGUCUACAAUCAGGGAAGCUUUGAUCAAUCAGGAGGUGCUUUUACUGGAACAGGGGAUUUCGCCCAAUCAGAGUACAGCCAGGUGGGAAAUUAUGGUGGGCCCAUCUCCUACACCAAUCAGUAACAACCUCUGCCUCUUUGUAAUCCCUUAAUACAGGGGACCCAUAUCUUAGGGCAAAGUUCAACACUGAGCACAUGAGAAGAAGGAAAAGAUUAGUUUAAUUGAUAGAUCAAUAAGCAUCCUUUAUUCCUGAUUAUAUAAAUAAAUAAAGGCUUGUUUGUCCAGAAUAUUAAUGUUUAUAAAACGAAUGACAAGGAUCUUCAUAUGUAUGGUUUUUUAAUUUAACUGUCUGUAAAUGUCACUGAAAUAUCACUUUACUGAACAAAAGUCAUUACAUCCAAAUGUGAGACGCAAUGCAAUAGUUCUUGCAAAGAACACUGCAAAUCCAUUGGUUUUAAUGGAAAUGGUGCUCCUGAAGGACGAGAAAUAAUGAAGAGUUUACAAAAGUGACAUAACAUAACUUAGACCAAACGUAUUAAGAGACACUCCAUAUGUAAUUUAAAUAGUGAUCCUGCUGGACCGUAUCUUUCCACAACUUUAAAAUGAUUCCUAUUCGUCAGAGCUUUUUCAAGUGUGUAGGCGCCCUUAGAAUCAACAUGAAUUGAUGUUUGCAACCUAAUUUACUUCCAGAAUGUGACAUAUUUGACAUAAUG
Carassius carassius (crucian carp) is the source of this 1564-nucleotide messenger RNA. Its product is annotated as synaptoporin-like. The record is from RefSeq and is a predicted model, not a curated record. NCBI's taxonomy places the organism in Eukaryota, Metazoa, Chordata, Actinopteri, Cypriniformes, Cyprinidae. The transcript is spliced from 6 exons. Gene Ontology annotation, cellular component: synaptic vesicle; synaptic vesicle membrane. Bases 114 to 974 code for a protein of 286 amino acids.